AUGCCCAAAGAACUACCCUCGUCACUCCGCUUCACCAAUAGCGGAAUUUUCGAAUGGGUCAAACACCACUUUUGGCGGAUAACCUGGCACAAGAGCACUGUCAAUAAGACGAAAGGGAUGGCAGUGGUGAUGAUGGUGCUAGUAGGAACAGUACUGGGCGAAGACCACCUGGAGGAUGGCGGGAACCAGCAGGCCGGGCUUUACCCCCUCCUGAUGGCAGAACGGUAUGGCAUCAAUGUUCCAAGUGGGCUACCGUACUACCCUAGAGUUCGGUCAAAGGGAUGGCUACUGGCACAUGAAAAUACUGGUACAACCUCAUUGGAAGCCUUCCCAUCCAUAUUGCUUGAGGAAUGGGUUGUCACUCGCCCCGUCCCAGCUACACAGCUGCCAGUCACGAUCUCGAGCAGUGCAUGGUGCCAGCUCACAAUGACCACCUGGGUGGUGGCAUUGAGCUGGUCAUUCGAGGGCUGGGGUCCAAUACCCAGCAGCACAGUCAUGGGACCAGGAUGGGUCCGGACGGACCCAGAUGAGUGGUGCCGGAGCUUCCUGAUUCCAGACCUUCGGAACCGCAGAGCUCGAGUGGGAGUCAUGAAGGGUAGGCCCCAGCAGCUCACAAGACAAAUUGGUCUUAGAACUACUGUCGAGAGAAAUGCGCCCAGCUGA
This is a messenger RNA of Suillus discolor, 663 nucleotides long. RefSeq lists its product as uncharacterized. The coding region runs from base 1 to 663 and encodes 220 amino acids. Lineage: Eukaryota; Fungi; Basidiomycota; Agaricomycetes; Boletales; Suillaceae. The record is from RefSeq and is a predicted model, not a curated record. The transcript has 6 exons.